Molecule: messenger RNA, 2695 nt
Organism: Cuscuta campestris
Lineage: Eukaryota; Viridiplantae; Streptophyta; Magnoliopsida; Solanales; Convolvulaceae
Source: the annotation of a GenBank genome assembly
UAUUAUUGCAGUGUUAAAUUAUUUGGGUGAAAGAAGAAAUGAAAAGAGGAAAUACCCAAUCUUUAUUCAUGUCCGCAACAGACCAAAAGAGUGCAGUGCUAUAUAUAACGUGCUCCCCUUUUCCACUUCACUCCAUCUGAGAAAUUUCACUCUUUCUUCCUCAUCCAAUCCCGUUCCAGUCCAGAUGGCAAAGGAGCAUGGUGGGUCCCCAAAGCUUCAACAGCUGGAAACAAGGAGAAAACGCUUGACUUGGAUUUUGGGAGUAAGUGGCCUUUGCAUCCUCUUCUACAUUCUUGGAGCCUGGCAGAGUACAUAUUCUUCCGUCCCUUAUGUUGGUCAAUCUCAAGCCUCCUCGCGUGUUGGAUGCGAUACUAAUGAGCCAUCUGAAAAUCCAGCCACAUCAUCCUCAUCCUCAUCUUCAUUAUCAUUAUCAUCAUCAUCAUCAUCAUCAGUGCCGCUUGAAUUCGAAAGCCAUCACCAGAUAGCAGUCAAUGCUGAUUUGGAGGAGGAACAAAAGAACUUCCCACCUUGUAACAUGUCAUAUAGUGAGUACACUCCUUGCCAACAUCCACCUAGGGGAAGGAUGUUUCCUCGGGACAUGAUGAAAUACAGGGAGAGACAUUGCCCUAGAAAUGAAGAGCUCCUAAGUUGCCUCAUCCCUGCCCCUCCAAACUACAAGAGACCUUUCAAGUGGCCUCAAAGUAGGAAUUAUGCUUGGUUUGCCAAUAUCCCCCACAAAGAACUUAGCAUUGAGAAGGCCGUGCAGAACUGGGUCCAGGUUGAAGGAAACCGCCUCAGGUUUCCUGGGGGUGGCACUAUGUUUCCCCGUGGAGCUGAUGCUUACAUUGACGAUAUUGGUGACCUCAUUCCCCUCACCGAUGGGACCAUUCGAACCGCUGUUGAUACAGGUUGUGGAGUGGCAAGUUGGGGUGCAUAUUUGUUGAAGAGGGACAUUGUGGCUAUGUCUUUUGCUCCGAGAGAUACACAUGAAGCUCAGGUUUGGUUUGCACUUGAGAGAGGAGUUCCGGCUAUGAUUGGUGUUUUGGGUUCGCAAAGACUUCCAUAUCCGGCUAGAGCUUUUGAUAUGGCCCACUGCUCACGCUGCUUGAUCCCUUGGUCCUUAAAUGAUGGAAUAUAUUUAACUGAGGUUGACCGAGUUCUGAGGCCAGGGGGAUACUGGAUACUUUCAGGGCCUCCCAUCAACUGGAAGACACACUGGAGAGGGUGGGAGAGGACCAAAGAAGAUUUGAAGAAAGAGCAAGACUCGAUUGAGGAUGUUGCCAGAGGAUUGUGCUGGAAAAAGGUGACUGAAAAGGGUGACCUAUCUGUGUGGCAGAAGCCCAUCAACCACUUGGGUUGCUCUAGGACAUCAUCCAUUUGCAAGUCGAAUGAUGCUGAUGCAGCUUGGUACAAAGAUAUGGAAUCCUGUAUAACCCCGCUGCCAGAGGUAAACAAUGAGGGUGAAGUCGCUGGCGGUGCAUUAGAGAAGUGGCCAGAGCGUGCCUUCGCCGUUCCUCCCAGGAUAAGCAGUGGUUCAGUACAGGGCAUCACAACAGAGGCAUUCAAGGAGGAUAAUGAAGUGUGGAAACAAAGGGUGGCGUAUUACAAGAAAGUUGCAAGUCCCUUACACCAAGGGCAGUAUCGUAAUGUUAUGGACAUGAACGCUCACUUAGGUGGGUUCGCAGCUGCAUUGGUGAAGUAUCCAGUGUGGGUGAUGAAUGUAGUCCCUGCCAACAUACAUCCUGACACUCUUGGAGUGAUCUAUGAACGAGGCUUCAUCGGCACAUACCAAGAUUGGUGUGAAGCAUUCUCCACAUAUCCACGGACAUAUGAUCUCAUUCACGCGGGCAGUGUCUUCAGCAUAUAUCAGAACAGGUGUGACAUUGUGAACAUUCUUCUGGAGAUGGACAGGAUCUUGAGGCCCGAAGGGACUGUGAUAUUCAGAGACACAGUUGAGGUUUUGGUGAAGGUGAAGGGGAUAACAGAUAGAAUGAGAUGGGAAAGCCGGAUUGUGGAUCACGAAAGUGGACCAUUUAACCCAGAGAAGCUCCUUGUUUCUGUAAAAAGUUACUGGACUGGAAAAACCUGAAGGACAAGGAGGUAGACAGGCACGGCACAACCAAGCCGAAUAGCCGAACUCAUCCCAUCUCUAUGGUUGGUUGUCAGUUUAAGGUUGUUUUGUUGCUCCCACUCUUCCCACAGACAUUUUUUUAUUAUUAUAAUGAUACAUCUUCCACUUGCCAAUAAGUCUCUCUCUGUUUCCCCGUCUAACUAACUUGUGAAGUUCAAUCCCGAAAUUACCCCUUGACCCAUCCUUUCCCCCAAUGCCAUUCGUCCCUUCCGGUGACCCAAUCAGAAGACAUUAAAUAGUAUUGAAAGGCAAAGUUCUCUCAAGUCAACCGCCAUCCCGGAGACCAAACAAAUUUUUCUGGAGGUAAGCUCUGUCAUGCAAACAAGUUUGAGUCUUACUUCCCCACAUAAUGUACCAUAUUUUCAUAGUAAAUUCCUAUAGGUUGGUGUGAUACUACAUACCUGGUGUGUUUUUUUCUCCCUUCUCUGCAGUUCUGAUCAAACAUGAUCUGCAGAUUUUUUUUAUUUAUUUAUGUUUGUGUCUUUUGCAUUAAAUUUGAAGCAGUACUGGUAAAUUUAUAUGCAUGCUUAAAUGAAGAGUGAAUUUUGGGAUAUUUGCUUGUAG